AUGGCCCACUGGAGAGAGGAGUACUUGGCCGCUUUGGCGGCUCGCGACCACCGAGAGAAAGCCAAACUCGCUUUAUACAAUGCAUUUUCUAAUGCUAUCGUGCUAGAUACCCAACUUGCUGAUCGGACCGCCCAAACCGCAACCGCCGGGAACAAUGCCCCAGUAUCUGGCACGCCCGGGGCCCAGGGCUCUCAACCUUCCUCGCCUGCGCUAGAUCCCAGAAAACGCGCAUCAAGGUCCCCCGAAAACUCCCUCCAAGAAAUCCUGACCACGACUCGAGCCGAGCUGUCAGAGGCGCAACGAUCCCGCUCGGAGCUUCAAGACCAGCUGACCCGCACAACCGUCGAGCUAGAGAAACUGCGGAAGAAGAGCACUCAGAAUACGCGACGGAUUGGAAGUUUAGAGAACAAGGUCGCGCACCUCCAGCUGCGCCUGAAGGACCGUGAUGAGGAGCUUAGAGGCAAAGCGAAGUUGCUAGACGUAUGGUGCCAUCGCUUGCCGUGUUUGAUCAUCCUUGCGCACCGCUAA
Molecule: messenger RNA, 528 nt
Organism: Aspergillus melleus
Lineage: Eukaryota; Fungi; Ascomycota; Eurotiomycetes; Eurotiales; Aspergillaceae
Gene: ATG16
Product: autophagy protein 16, interacts with Atg12p-Atg5p
Exons: 2
Coding region: 1-528 (175 amino acids)
Source: RefSeq, a predicted model, not a curated record